GGAGUGUCAGCUCGGGGGGGUUAUGCUGCGGUUACAAAGAAGACAGCAUUAAGAGCAGCUUAAUAGUGCUAGUCCCAGGGAGCGGCGCAGCAUCUCCGGUGGGGAGGACAGUCAGCUCAAGGAGGGACCAUUGGGGUGCACGACGCUCCUCCCACUCAAACCCAAACUUUCACCUCUCUGUGGGUGCCAGGCACCUGAGGCAGGGUGCCGACAACCCCUGAGGGAGGCAGGCCGGCAGGCAGGCCCUCCCGCGUGGCUGGCUCUCCACGCACCCCGCUGAGGGUUGGCGGUUCCCGCCCUCCUCCCGGGCCCCGCGGCGAGCGGGGCCGGCAUUGGGGAGGGCGGUGCGUUGGGGCACGGCAUAACACAGCAUAACGCGGUACGGCACGGCACAGUAUAGCGUGAUGGCGGGCGAUCACUCUCGCAGCCUGGGCAAGGGCAGCGCGGCCCCAGGGCCUGUGCCCGAGGGAGUAAUCCGGCUCUACAGCAUGCGUUUCUGCCCCUUCGCUCAGAGGACGCGCCUCGUCCUCCGCGCCAAGGGCAUCAGCCACGAAGUAAUCAACAUCAAUCUGAAGAACAAACCUGACUGGUUCUUUGAGAAGAAUCCCUUUGGGCUGGUUCCUGUUCUGGAGACCAGCAAGGGCCAGCUCAUCUAUGAGUCCCCAAUCACUUGUGAAUAUUUGGAUGAAGCAUUUCCAGGGAGGAAGUUGAUGCCUUCAGACCCAUAUGAGCGAGCCUUUCAGAAGAUGCUCCUGGAACACUUCUCAAAGCUAACACCCAUAGUUUUCAAAUAUUUUGUGGCACUCAAAGAUGGACAGGACACCACGGUGCUGGAAGCAGAGAUUGCUGAAAAGUUUGGCAAAUUUGAAGAGAUUCUGUCCAAACGCAACACUGUGUUUUACGGUGGAGACUCAAUCUCCAUGCUUGACUACAUGAUCUGGCCGUGGUUUGAACGUCUGGAACCAUUCCAGCUGAAGGACUCUUUGAGUCACACCCCAAAGCUCCAACGCUGGAUGGAGGCCAUGAAGGAGGACCCUGCUGUCAAGGCUACAAUGACUGACCCACAGACAUUCAAAGAUUACCUCCAGCUCUAUUUGAAGAACAGCCCUGAUGCAUGUGAUUAUGGGCUCUGAGGUGCCAUAAGGCACAUGCUUGCUUAAGUGUCAGUGCUUCUUUUCAGUGUGAGCUGUGGGGAUCUAGUGUAAUUUGGUGUGGGCUCUUCUGUGGUUGCAUUUCAUAAUGGGGAAUAAAUCUAUGCUGAAAAGGCUGAGAAAUCUGUGAACUCAACUCCUUCCUGUCAGGUGAAGGAUGUGCUGGCUUCAGGCAGGAGAUGGAAAGUCAUUGCUGGUCAUGUAUAUUGUGUGAAGGAAAGUGCUGGCUUUACUCAGAGGUGAUGUUUUGUUAUCGCUGGCCUCUUUGCAGGCAUUACUGGGAGGCAGUCCCUGAACUGACCCUGUUACUUGGUUUAAAAAUUGUAAUACUGGUGUCUUGAAAAUAAAUAAAAAGCAAACAA
Messenger RNA from Grus americana (Whooping crane), 1513 nucleotides. RefSeq names its product glutathione S-transferase omega 1 (gene GSTO1). Gene Ontology annotation, cellular component: cytoplasm. The transcript is spliced from 6 exons. The record is from RefSeq and is a predicted model, not a curated record. Gene Ontology annotation, biological process: glutathione metabolic process. Lineage: Eukaryota; Metazoa; Chordata; Aves; Gruiformes; Gruidae. The coding region runs from base 405 to 1133 and encodes 242 amino acids. Gene Ontology annotation, molecular function: glutathione transferase activity; glutathione dehydrogenase (ascorbate) activity.